Messenger RNA from Diachasma alloeum, 2441 nucleotides. RefSeq lists its product as uncharacterized. The transcript has 5 exons. The record is from RefSeq and is a predicted model, not a curated record. Bases 161 to 961 code for a protein of 266 amino acids. NCBI's taxonomy places the organism in Eukaryota, Metazoa, Arthropoda, Insecta, Hymenoptera, Braconidae.
AACAAUUAAUAAUCAUUGACCAAAGUAACGUGGAUAAAUCGUAGUAAAUUAAAAUCUUUGUGAUGUUGAUGUAGUGAAAUUUCAAGAGCUCGAACGCGAGAGCCUCUUUUCAUAACGUGGACUGAAAUUCAGCAAUCAUACGCAGCGGUAUUGGGCUAUUAUGGAUGGACAAUGCUUGGUCGACCUCAUUUACGUAUUUUUUUUUAUCGGACUUCUAUUCAAAGAGGUCGAACCAAUCAAGAUAACAAAAGUCCAGAUACCGAGUGUAGUGAGAGCAGGUACCGAAGAGCCGAUUAUUCUGGACUGUCAAUACAGUAUGGACGGUUCAUCGAAUUUAGCCCUUGUAGUUAAAUGGUACGUCAAUGGUGAAAUACUGUAUCAAUGGAUCCACGGACGUGCUCCACAAGGCUCGGAGGAGUUUCAACAGUACAUUGAUAAGUCUUACAAAGCAAGCACAAAUCCAGACAUGGAGUACAGAGCGGUGAAGCUCGUUAGACCAAGUCAUGAUUUGUCCGGAAAGGUUAGGUGCAGUAUAUCAACGCAGGAUGGUGAGGACGAGGCGGAGGGUGAGCUGCUGGUCUACUCGCCCGAGCGAUCGCUGCAAAUAGCAGAGCCAAUUUCCAACGAUGAAACGAAGCAGCUGUCUGUUACGUGCUUGGCCGAGGAUGUCUAUCCGCUACCAAUUAUAACAAUUCGCCGGGACAAUCAAACAAUUAAGGAUCAGAAAGUGUAUCACAAUGAAAAGCAGGAUCGUCGCUACAAUGUCGGUGUUUUAGCUGUCAUUCCAAUGGAAAAGAUGGAACUACCAACGAAAUUUCAAUGUGAAAUCCACAUUGCGGCGGCCAAUUACACAUCAAUUCGUGAAUAUGUCUACAAUGGCACUGAUGGCCUUCGCUUGUCCCUCGUGACAUCGUUCAUUAUAUACGUCUUCGUUAUCACAACAACUGUACUCCAUUAUUGAAGAUGAAUCAAGAGAGACAAAUACAUAAACUGUUAUCCAAUAUCGAGGGAAUGAAAUAGUCAACUGCGGAGUCACCAAGUAAUUCUCGAGAGGAACGAACAAGGAGAAUAAAUCGGAAUUAAAUGUAUUGUAUGAAUUCCUCAUACCCUGCGUCAAAUAUUUUGCUAUUCACGUUAAAAAAAAGCCCCUUUCUACAUCAUUAACCUGGUACACAAAUUUUUGUUGUGCAGAACUGCCAUAGUUUGAAGACACGUAAUUCAUUAAAUACUAACAGGGUACUUUGCAAGUAAACGGAAAUGUCGCUGGGAAUUAAGAGGAAAGAAAGAAACAGUGAAUAGAAUACUUUGUUCAUCCGGUAUUUAAUCUCCAGGAUAGUAUAAUAAUUUUUUUACGAGAAUUUUACUUUUCAUUUCCAUUCGCAAAUAUUCAUCAUCCGGUACUAAAAUCCGUGCUUUUUCCUCAUUCAACUCAUAUAUUUUUCAACCAUUGUGACGAAUUAUCUUUUCAUCGUUGCAAAAUAAUGCAUGGGCCAUUUGUCAUUAACCAUUAUGUGUACAUCGGAAAAAAAACUAAAAUAGCUGAAAAGAUGGAAUUUCAUAUAAGUAAAAUACGUCCGGGAGAGCAAUAAUAAAAAUAAAUAACAACGGGUUGGAAAAGUUGAAUAUGCAGGUCACAGUGAUAGCAUGAAAAAGCGAAUGCAGACCAAGCGAAAAAAUCAUUAACACAAGGGAAAAAAAUGUCGGGGGCGGAGAGAAAGAGGGGCAGGAGAGAUAGCAGGUAAAGAAAGAUCGCAAGAACUGCAAUAGUACUGUGAUACAGUGGCCAUUGGUGUGAGCCAUCAAAAAUUCAGUGCUCUCUUUCCCUCAGCAUAGACUACCUUGAACAACGUACAUUCACUGAGUAUUAAGAAAGGUGAAUUUAUUCAUUGACAUUGAAAUAGUCAAGUUACAUGGGAAGAGGGUUUGGCUCUUAUUGUCUGGUAAAUCUAAUACGAUAGUCUGGGAGGAGUAAGCGAAAAUGUGGGUAAAUUUACAAUAUUUGGGACCUCCUCAGCAUAAACCCCGGACGAUCGUACGUGUUUAUGAAUUAUUCCUGUAUUAUCGUUCUUAUAGAGACUCUAACAAAUUUUAUGUAAAAAAAACAAAAUAUAUUAAAUAGAGUACCUAUUUCGAAUGAGGAGAGAUUUACUGAAAUGACAAAUCGAUAAAUUACUCUCACGUUUUUGUAACUGUUUCAAUCUAUUAUUUUAGACUGAUAAAAAAAAUGAGCGAGUGUUAAAACUAUGGUGGAGUGAAGUAAGAGAAUAAAAAGAUACAGAACAUAAUCGGUGUAAAAAUUGUCACAUGAUAUUUCUCUGGAAAUAAACGGAACGUUGAUAAAAGAUGGUUGUUUCGAGAGUUUAUGAUAUUCUUUAUGGAGUUGUAGGUAACGUGGAAUGUAUCAAUUUUUGUAACAUUGAUUUAAUAUAUUUUCUUUCAAC